AUGGGCGCGCGUGGGCGGUCGACGGGGACGCGGUCGACGGACGCGGGCGCGGGACGACGCGGCGGACGCGGACGCGGGAACGGGACGACGCGCGCGCGUCCGGUGCGAGGGGUCCAUGUGCGACGGCGCGCGGUGGUGGAGCCGGAGCGUGGGGCGACGGGGGGCGAGCGGCGGGCGUGGCACGCCGCGGACGCGGCGUCGCUCGGCGCGUUCAACGAAGAGACGAUCGCGAGGUACGCGAAGUAUCCGGAACCGGUGCGAGAGGAUGCGCACGUGUAUAAAGAUGCUGAUGGGUACUACGUCGUGAAGGAGGAGUGGCGGAAGCCGACGAAUCCGUUCGAAAAGUUAAAGCUGGAGAAGGAUCCGAUGCGCGAGCUCAUCGGCUUGGCGGGCCUCGAGGCGAUGGCCGAGGCGAGCGCGGUUGAUUUCAAGGCUUGGGACGAGGCGCUGAACGAUCCAGAUGAGACGGAUCAGCGGCCGAAGUGGGCCGGUUUGUUCCACCGACGGAAGGGUCACUACGGACGAUACAUGAUGCGACUCAAGCUCCCGAACGGGCUCAUCAACUCGACGCAGAUGCGAUACCUCGCGAGCGUCAUCGAGAACUACGGUGAGGACGGGUGCGCGGACAUAACGACCAGACAAAACAUUCAGCUCCGCGGGGUCGAGCUGAAGGAUGCGCCGGAAAUUUUGCGCAAACUCGAGGAGCUUGGAAUGUGUUCGCUGCAGAGCGGCUUGGACAACGUGCGCAACGCCACGGGGAACCCGCUCGCAGGCUUUGAUCCGCAAGAAAUCGUCGACACUCGUCCAUACACACUCGCCAUCCAGGAGUACGUCACAGGCGGCGGUCGCGGUAACCCCGCCAUCGCGAACUUGGGCCGCAAGUGGAACGUGUGCGUCGUUGGAAGCAGCGAUUUCUUCGAGCACCCGGACAUCAACGACUUGGCCUUCAUCCCGGCGAUGAAGGAUGGCAAGAUGGGCUUCAACAUCAUCGUCGGUGGUUUCAUCUCUUCUCAGCGUGCCGCGGAGUCCAUCUCUUUGGACGCUUGGGUGCCCGAGGGCGAGGUCGUCGCGGCGACGCACGCCGUGCUCACCACCUUUCGCGAUUACGGCCACCGCGGUAAUCGCCAAAAAUGCCGCAUGAUGUGGCUCAUCGACGAAAUGGGUCUCGACAACUUCAGAUUGGAAGUCGCGUCGCGCAUGCCCAUCGGUGAGCUCGCGCGCGCGGCCGAGAAAGAUCUCAUCGAUAGAGAUUCCCCUCGGCGUAGCUACAUUGGCGUGCACGAGCAAAAACAAGACGGCUUCAGCUGGGUCGCCGCCGCCGUUCCAGGUGGCCGCAUGCAACCGGAGGAUCUUCGCGAAAUGGCUGACCUCUCCGACAAGUAUGGCACCGGCGAGAUUCGCCUCACCGUUGAACAGAACUUCAUUAUCCCGCACGUACCGACGGAAAAAGUUGAUGAUAUCCUUAAGGAACGUCUUUUCCAAGAGUACACGCCGUUCCCUGGUAAGCUCGUGUCCAACAUGGUGGCGUGCACCGGAAACCAGUUCUGCGGCUUCGCGCAAAUCGAAACAAAGCGCCAGGCGUUGGAGAUGGCUGAACACUUGGAGAGCGUCUUGGAUCUUACCAAGGACGUUCGUAUGAUCUGGACGGGCUGCCCGAACUCCUGCGCGCCCGUGCAGGUGGCCGAUAUCGGCCUCAUGGGCGCUCAGGUUAAGAAUCCGUCUGGCGAGAAAGGAAUGGUUCCGGGUGUAAACAUUUUCAUCGGUGGCACCGUCGGACCGAAUGGUCACCUCAAAGAGAAGCCUGAGAUCGAAAAGGUGGCUUGUACCGAACUCAAACCGAUUCUAGAAGAUAUCAUGAUCGAAAGAUUCGGCGCGACGCGAAAGGCGGUGCCGACACCGAACCCAGGACGCGCGUCGCGAUGGAAGAUAAACAAGUCUGCGCAGUACACGAAGGGUGUGCCAAAGGCGAUGGGUAAGGCGACGCACAUCUGUACCGCGUGCGGCUACAUCUACCAAGAAACAAAGAAGUUCAAUGAAUUACCGGCAGAUUACGUUUGCCCGUCUUGCAGUGCUCCGAAGACGAAGUUUGAGGCCAUGAAGCAAGAGGUUGAUCCGGCGAGCGCUCGACCGACUGUCGAGUACCCGGAGGGUACGCUCGUCACACUCAAGCAAGGCGAGACGGUGAACCUGAAACUCAUUGAGAAAGAGCAAGUGACCUCGAACACCGUGCGAUUCCGCUUCGAGCUUCCCUCUCCGGAGCACAUUCUCGGCUUGCCAGUCGGUCAGCACGUGACGGUCACUAUUGAUGGCGUGUCUCGUCCCUACACGCCGAUCACUCGCGACGCGGACAAGGGCUUCAUGGAUCUACUCGUCAAGGUUUACGACAAGGGCGAGCUCACACAGAAGCUCAACUCCGUUACCGUCGGCUCUAUGGUCGCAUUCGAAGGUCCGAGCGGGUUGGUGACGUACUCUGCUCGGGGCGAAUUCUCUACGCUGAACCCAGCGACUGGCGUCGUCUCAAAGAAGGCGUGCAAGAAUAUCGCCAUGAUUGCCGGCGGUACCGGCAUCACGCCGAUGCUCCAAGUCAUCCGCCAAAUCUUUAGCGAUGUCGGAGACACGACUCGCGUCAGCUUGCUGUUCGCCAACGUGUCCUCCGCGGACAUCAUCCUGAAGAAGGAGCUUGACGAGCUCGCUGCGGCGCACAAGAACUUGUCCGUGCACUAUACCAUUGACAAGCAAGAGCCCAACUGGACUGGCGACGUGGGAUACGUUUCCAAGGACAUGAUCGAGAAGUGCAAGCUGCUCGACGACAACACUGGUUUCUUCAAGAAGCUAUUCUCUUCUAGCGACGCCAACGAUACCGCCGUCCUGAUGUGCGGUCCGCCAGUGAUGCUCGAGAAGGCCGUCGUACCCGCCCUAGACGCACUGAACGUGCCGUCGGAAUGUCGUAUUUUAUUCUAG
This is a messenger RNA of Ostreococcus tauri, 2961 nucleotides long. RefSeq names its product Riboflavin synthase-like beta-barrel. The transcript has a single exon. The record is from RefSeq and is a predicted model, not a curated record. Lineage: Eukaryota; Viridiplantae; Chlorophyta; Mamiellophyceae; Mamiellales; Bathycoccaceae. Gene Ontology annotation, molecular function: iron-sulfur cluster binding; oxidoreductase activity; heme binding. The coding region runs from base 1 to 2961 and encodes 986 amino acids.